Cetraspora pellucida is the source of this 1353-nucleotide messenger RNA. NCBI's taxonomy places the organism in Eukaryota, Fungi, Glomeromycota, Glomeromycetes, Diversisporales, Gigasporaceae. The record is from the annotation of a GenBank genome assembly.
AUGCCUCCAAUUCGAGAACAUCAUUCUCUGGAGGCUCACCAUAAUCCAUCCGCGUCUUCUGAAGACGAAGAUCCUUCGUCUCCAGCUAAAAGUGAUAAAUCUACGUCACCUUCAACCGAUAAAGAUCGUAAACGUGGUAAAAGAUCUCCGAGCAUUAAUACAAGAGCAUCAAGAGUUGGAGUCACGAAUUUUAUUAACGUAAUAAAAAGUUUACAUCCCGGAGAAUCGAUAAAUUAUUUCCCUAUUACAAAAGAAACUUUACAACAAUAUAUUGAUUCUAAACGCAAAGCUCUUAUAAAAGCUGGUUCUUUGGAACAAUAUUUACAACACAUUCAAGCUUAUAAUAUUGCUCUAGGUUUCGGUUGGGAUGGUCAUAUAUUCGGUCCAAUUAUUAAGAAAGCUUUAGAUGAAUUAAGAUCUCAUGAAGAUGAAAUCUUGAAAUCUUCUAAUUCUCAACCUAUUAUGACAAUUCCUGAUACAUUAGAUACUAUUAUGUCAAUUUCUGAUCCAUUAGAUACUAUUGUGACUUCCAGUGCAUCUGUAUCUGAAGCAAUGACAAUUGAUAGUAGAAUUCCCGAUUUGUUUACUAUCAAUGAAACUGAUGUUGAUCCUAUUGAAAGCGAUAUGACUUCUUUUGGAGAUCAAGAAAUUUCUUCUAAAUUCAUACCUACCGUCUGUUUCGAUACUACCAAGAUUCCAUUUACUAUCUUAGAUCAACGUGUCAGAAUAAAUCUUGACAACUUAAAUUCCUCUGAACCAUUACAGAAUCUUCGUCAACUAUAUUCUAAUGUUUCUUUCACAAACUUUCCAAAACCUUGGGGUUCCGUAGAUACAUUAAGACUCUAUUAUCGAAUUGGAACACAAAACGAUUCACAACAUUUCGGUUUAUUCGAUGAAUCAACCUUUAAUCGCUUUUGGUCUAGUUAUAAUGACAGUGAGGCUGGGAAGGAAAUUCAAUUGGUUGUUUAUCGUAAUGCAGAUCCUGUAAACAUUUCUGGACACAUUCGUACUAGUCCGGAGCCUUUUUGUCAACAAAAUCAAUCAAUAAGCAGAACGACAUAUAUGGAUCGUAGAUCUGAUAUCCCUAUUUUGAAGUCUGUUACUAUUCGCUCCAAAAAGACGGUAUACAAACAAAAAAUAGCUGUGAGUGACGCUACUACUUUCGCGUCGUUAAUUGCAUUCGCGAUCAAAGCCACACCUCCGGCUGGGAAACAAUUUGUUAUCCGGGCAUCUGAUGGUGCAUUGGAAUAUGUGCCUAGUGAUAUUGUUAGGGAUGUUAUAGUUGGUGUUGAACAUAUCGAUUUAAUUGUCACUGUCGAAGAUAUUAAACAAAUUGAUUUUGAUUGCUUUUAG